CGUGGCGAAAGCUAAAAAGGUUGCCGCCAUCAGCACGCCACCACAGCAAAGCAGUAGGCGGCCCCAAGCGAUCGACCUCCAUGAGUUGCCAGGUCCCCACGGCGCCCGCUGCCAUGCCGUCGCCACCCUCCGCGCCGCUCGUUAAGUUCCCGCUCCUCCCGCGCGGUCUCCUCUCCUACCUCCCCGCCAACCUCUCCUCCAUCCUAUUCCUCCCGCGUGCCGCGUGCGCGUCCACCUGUGAGCCUGCCGCCGCUGCUUCGCCGCCGCCGACGACGACGACGAAGAAGACGACGAUGCCGCCUGCGCCGGCGUCUCCUGCCAAGAAGAUGUCGCCGCCGGGAGCUGGAGCUCAGGAGCAGCAGGCAGGGAGCAAGAAGAAGAAGACGGCCGACGCCGCAGAGCUGGCGCGCGUGUUCGAGCUGUUCGACCGGAACGGCGACGGCCGGAUCACGCGGGAGGAGCUCGAGGACUCUCUGGGGAAGCUCGGGAUCCCCGUGCCGGCCGACGAGCUGGCGGCCACGAUCGCGCGCAUCGACGCCAACGGCGACGGGUGCGUGGACGUCGAGGAGUUCGGGGAGCUCUACCGCUCCAUCAUGGCCGGGGACAACAAGGACGGCGGCGCGGGGGAGGGUGCCGCGGAGGAGGAGGACGGGGACAUGAGGGAGGCGUUCCGGGUGUUCGACGCCAACGGCGACGGGUACAUCACGGUGGACGAGCUCGGCGCCGUGCUGGCGUCGCUGGGGCUGAAGCAGGGCCGCACGGCGGAGGAGUGCCGGCGCAUGAUCGGCCAGGUCGACCGCGACGGCGACGGCCGCGUCGACUUCCACGAGUUCCUCCAGAUGAUGCGCGGCGGCGGGUUCGCCGCCCUCGGCUGAUCCGUCCACGGCCCUUCUUCUCUCAUCACUUCCGCGUGAUGCUAGUAGAUCAGGUGUAGAUAUUGGCGUCUUCAAGGAGGAAUUCACGUAACACGUCCGCUCCAAAGUUUAUUGGUUUGUUCGUAAGAUUUGAUGGGCUUGCUAAUUAACUAGCGUAACGCUUGUCGCUCGCAAAGGAUUUCUUUGGGAAGAGAAAUUCUGUUUUACCUGUAUUUCCAGGGUUUUUUCUUCUUCUUCUUCUGUAAAGGUGAAACAUUUUGGCACCUGCUCUGCGUGCAUGGCCGCAUGGGUAGCCCUGCUUGCUUUGCUAGUCGACAAAAGGUGUUCUGCACCUCUUGCUCUGUUCACCUCGAAAUCUUUCUACUGCUCUGUUGAUGAUGCUUGUGCGUCCCGCUUAUCUGACUGUGCACACUAUUGUCAAUAUUUUGGCAGUCAUAUUUUGUUUAAUCUUUUUAUUUACAAAUAUGUUGCGACGAAGUUGUUGGUGUCGACAACGAACAGUAUGCAGUUCGUUCCUAAACGACAAAGGACACUAGCCAUCGUCUCAAGAAAACCUGUAAUCAGUUUGAGAUGAAUUCUCCUCGUAAUAAGCUUGGAUGCUAGCUGCG
This is a messenger RNA of Oryza brachyantha (malo sina), 1483 nucleotides long. Its product is annotated as probable calcium-binding protein CML22. The record is from RefSeq and is a predicted model, not a curated record. Bases 81 to 875 code for a protein of 264 amino acids. Gene Ontology annotation, molecular function: calcium ion binding. The transcript has a single exon. Lineage: Eukaryota; Viridiplantae; Streptophyta; Magnoliopsida; Poales; Poaceae.